CUCUAGACUUCCGGUCGCAUUUUAGCUAACCGUGUUUAACUUGACGCGCGGCGAUAAGGCGCUGCCAAGUCGGGUAUCAAAAUAUAAUUUGUGUAACGUAACCUAUGCAGCUAAAAUCCACUGCCAUGGCGCCUUAGAGGAUUGGAGGGAGACACGGUUUCAUGCUCGGUAGGUGACCGGAGUCAGUCUACUUUACGCCGUUGAGCCGCGACACACAAACGGCUGUGCGGACGCUGCUACAAUGAGCUCGGAGCAUCAGAGCGCGAGCGAGGACGCCGACGAGUCGCAGGACAGGCCCAACGGUGGUAGCGUCUCCGACAAAGAGGAAGACCCUGACAUCGACGACUCGGAGGAGGAAGAUGACAUCGCUCGUGGGGUUACACCGUCGAUGCCCGGGAGCAGCGGAGACCGGCCGGAGCGCAGCUCAAGGUCCCCGGCGUCGGAGGACCGGGAGCCCCGCGGCGAACCGACCGCCGCGCCGCAGACAGGGAGCGGCGGGGUCUCCGGCAGCGACACAGACAGCGGCAGCGGCAGCGGCAGCGGCAGGGGGAAUAGUCUGUUUUCCUGGCUGCAGAGCAGGACUAUUAGACGAGGGGUGUUUGUAGACCCAGCUAGGGAUAACUUCAGGACAAUGACCAGUUUGUACUGCUCCAUGAAUCCGGCUGUGGAGUCUGUCAACCUGAGCACACAGACCCACGGUGCGGUGUUCAACCUGGAGUACUCCCCGGACGGGUCUGUGCUGACUGUGGCCUGCGAGCAGACUGAAGUCCUGCUGUUUGAUCCCAUCUCAUCCAGACACAUCAAAACCCUGACGGAGGCCCACGAGGACUGCGUCAACAACAUAAGGUUUCUGGACAAUCGUUUGUUUGCCACCUGCUCUGACGACACCACAAUUGCAUUAUGGGAUCUCCGUAAGCUGAACUCGAAGGUUUGCUCCUUGCACGGCCACGCCAGCUGGGUGAAAAACAUCGAGUACGACACCAACACUCGGCUCCUCGUCACGUCUGGCUUCGACGGCAACGUCAUCACAUGGGACACUAACAGGUUUACGGAGGAUGGCUGCCCGCACAAAAAGUUCUUCCACACUCGCUACCUGAUGAGGAUGCGUCUGACGCCCGACUGUUCCAAGAUGCUCAUCUCCACUUCCUCAGGAUACCUGCUCAUCCUGCACGACCUGGACCUCACGCAGUCCCUGGAGGUGGGGAGCUACCGCAUGCUGCGAGCGCGACGGACUCCCCUCAGCUCAGACGGAGGCACAUCAGCGUCCAGGUCAGCUGGAACUCCUCGCCAGGGAAACGACUCCAGUAAGAUCCACCCUCACAGAGAAGGUCUUUCUCCCCGGAACAGUCUGGAGGUUUUGACUCCAGAGAUCCCCGGAGAGAGGGCGGGGAACUGCAUCACCUCCCUGCAGCUCCACCCGAAAGGCUGGGCCACGCUCAUCCGCUGCUCCAGCAACAUGGACGACCAGGAGUGGACGUGCGUGUAUGAGUUCCAGGAGGGAGCGCCCACUCGCCCCCUCGUCUCCCCCCGCUGCUCCCUCCGCCUCACCCACUACAUCGAGGAGGCCAAUGUGGGGCGGGGCUACAUCAAGGAGCUGUGUUUCAGCCCGGACGGACGGCUCAUCUGCUCGCCGUACGGCUACGGCGUCCGCCUGCUGGCCUUCGACGAGAGCUGCGGCGAGCUGGCCGACUGCCUGCCCGUCCAGACCAGCUGCCUCAGGGAGAUCCGCUCCAUCUACUCGCACAGCGACGUGGUGCUCACCACCAAGUUCUCCCCAACACACUGCCAGCUGGCCUCCGGCUGCCUCAGCGGACGCGUGGCCCUUUACCAGCCCAAGUUUUAGCAUCCGGCGCUGUGAAAGAACGACGCGGCGCAGACCUGGGUAGAGAAGUCCUGAUCAGGAUUCCUGCUCACACCUGGAAAGUCUGGAAAGAGAUUGAAGAAGCAGUUAGUGUUUUCCACGUUUGAUAACUUUGAAAGUUGCACAAAAAAAAUCAGUCAAAAUAUUGCACUGCCUCAAUAAAUUGUUUGUACAACUAAAUAUUUUCUAUGAUUUUAGACCCUUGUCAUUUAAUAUAUGCAGAUAUUUGUUGUGCAGAACUAGUAUUUAUCCACAGAGUGAUAUGAACUCUUUAUAAAUUAUAUCAAAACCAUCAGAGGAAAAUCUUUUUUAAAUUCUCAAAAUGUAGGAACCCUUAAUAACAUUUCCCAGCAUUUGUUCUAAAGUGCUCAGUGGACCAGAUGGGUGGGAUUAAUGCAUGCAGAUAUUUCAAAUAGUGUGACACAUGAUCUAAAUGUCAGUAUUCUUGGAGGCUUUUAAGAUGACUUUAAUAUACUUAUUUUAAUAUUUUGUCUGAACCCUCAGCCAGACUGUAGGUAAUGAAAACCCCAUCCAUCUGGCACCUAACGGGGAUAAAGUCAACCUAAAAUAACAACAAUAUUUGAAGCACUUCUAGACCCAGGUCUGCAGCUGUGAAGCAGACUCCAGCUGUGGCCUCCUGACCGUUCAGCCUGUCUGACCCUAAACACAAAAAAGAGACUUUGAGGCAACAAAAGGAAAAAAAAAAAGAAAAGGGGCAGUUUGGUUUUUGCAAACUAGAUUUCCAUCCAGACUGAGGAGAGAGUUCGAAGCUCCGGACCUCGAAGCUCUUGAUCGUGGAAUCAGGAGAUGCAACAGACAAACUCUGCAGGUCGUCUCUCGUUUUCAUACUAAAGAUUCAUUUUGGUCUCUAUAGCAGUAGAAGACUCUGACCUGUUUGGAGAGACUCGGCACAUCCAGAUGUUGCUGUCUUGGGACAGGAAACAAAAAAACAAAACACUAAGGAUGCAAAACAGACACAUGACUCCAUUAGUUCUAAAGAGACGAAGAAGAAACAGGCGUCUGGCCCGUCGUCUGCGCUGUCGCUGAUCGGAUCGUGUCGCUCUCAGCUGCUCCGCUCUGCUCAUGCCUUUUUUCUACAGGUGCUGCUUCUCUGCUCAUACAAUCUGAACUUUGACCCCCCCCCCUCCCGCCCCCUGACUUACAGGACCUCAUCAUCAACGCCUUUCUUCGCUCAUGGACGGUGGCUUCUCCACUUUCACUCCUCUUUCCUCGAUUUUUUUUUUUUUUUUCCCUCCAUCUCCACCCUGUUUUCACCUUCAUGGUCGUUAGAGUUUUUAAAGGUUUUACUGGUUUAUUAACGUCAGCUCUUCUUGUACCAUGUUUGAUUCAUUUGACCCUGAGGUCACUUUUGUUUAGGCGGCUUUAGUCACACUGAAAUUACUUCUCAUUUCUUUCUAUAAUUUGUGUGUUUUAAUCUUGUUCUCAUGAAUGGAAAGUUCAGCUGCUGUCACUGUCUUAGUUUUCCCACCCUGACAUUUCCCAGAUCUACUUUCUUUACAAACAAAAACAACAACAGUCAUAAUCACAUAUCUGUUCCCUAAAAGAUAAGGCUGGCAUUGUUCUACAUUUUUGAUUUAGAGAAAGGACUUCCUGACUUCUGUGGCCCGGCUGUGGCGCUCAGCCUGAGCGCACUGGUUCCCUCUGCAGUUACAAAUCUUUAAAAACACAAAUCUGUAGUUUCAUAUUUUAAAACAAACGGCUCAGUGAUUUCCUGACACAGCUGGGCUCUGUAGUUUUUAGCAACCAGAACUCCAAUAGGAGCAAAUAGUGAAGUUGCUGGGGACUACUUUCAGCAGCGGAUGAAUACACAUUUGGAGCACUAGUGAGUAUUUCAGCAGCAGGAUGGUGUAUGUUGGAUUGAAUUUAAAAAAAGAAAAGCCCAUGUUGACAGUAAUGAAGGGAAAUGUCAGACUCACUGUGUGAUCUGACAGGACAACGCGCGAUAACGUUCGUUAGAAUCAGCUCGUUGUUGGUUUUGGUCUUUUCAUUGAAAUUUGUUCAUAAUGAGAAAAUGUAGAAAAAGAUCUGCCAGCCUCGUCGUCGGUGGCUUGUUGAGUUUUUGAGUUUUUUUUGUUUUAAAUCUUUUCAGGAUUGUUGCCAAGAAACAUUUGUCUGGUUUUUCUGACCUUGUACCUCAUUUUGAAGAGUGCGUUGAUCUCACACAAUCUCCUGACUUUUACCAUGUUGUCAUAAAGGUGACCAAACAGG
This is a messenger RNA of Seriola aureovittata, 4090 nucleotides long. It is a transcript of the gene wdr32, whose product is annotated as WD repeat domain 32. The record is from RefSeq and is a predicted model, not a curated record. Gene Ontology annotation, cellular component: Cul4-RING E3 ubiquitin ligase complex. Gene Ontology annotation, molecular function: protein binding. NCBI's taxonomy places the organism in Eukaryota, Metazoa, Chordata, Actinopteri, Carangiformes, Carangidae.